This is a messenger RNA of Zonotrichia leucophrys gambelii, 3988 nucleotides long. RefSeq names its product DNA helicase B (gene HELB). The record is from RefSeq and is a predicted model, not a curated record. NCBI's taxonomy places the organism in Eukaryota, Metazoa, Chordata, Aves, Passeriformes, Passerellidae. Gene Ontology annotation, biological process: negative regulation of double-strand break repair via homologous recombination. Gene Ontology annotation, molecular function: 5'-3' DNA helicase activity; single-stranded DNA helicase activity. Bases 1 to 3096 code for a protein of 1031 amino acids. The transcript has 13 exons.
AUGGCGGAGGCCGGCGAGCUGCAGGGCAAGCUCCUGGAGCUCUGGGGGCACCUGCGGCCGCUGCCGCACUGGGAGGUGGCGGACGACGAUGAGGAAAGCGACGAGGACUUCGAGGAGUUGUUGGCGGAGGAUGCGCUCCUGGAGGCUGCCGGCACGGAGCUGCCGGCCGCGCUGCCCCCGCGCCGGGCCGUUAUUAUACAGGAAUGUGGCUCCAAAAAGCAGUAUGAAGUGGUUGGACGUUUUCCAUUAGUUGGCCCUUGGUGGAAAGUUAAUGUUAAAGCUAAAAAAAUGGGGUCGAAGUACUUUGUGCAAGGAUAUCCAUCGUAUUUUCUGCAGACUGAUGUAGAAGAGAACAACCGACAAGUAUUUUCACUCUUUCUUAAGGAGUGUCAUGUUCCUGAAGAUUGGAAAGAAAAAUUUUUUGCUUGGCUCCCUAUGGAGUCUGUGCUGAGUUUUAGCAACCUCGAAGAAAAACUAAAACAGUUCCAAGUUUCACAGCUACAGCCAAGAGGGAUCAAAAGAGAUACCAAGGAUUACAACAUCUUCCAUUAUGUUUCAAAAUCAUUUGCAGGAAAGGCGGUAUUGGGAGCUCUGGCCUUUCCAAGCAUACUGGAGUUCUUGCCAGUUCUUCUGCCACGCCACUUUUGCGGUCUGUUAGAUAAGAUACGUUGGGAAGGAGAGGCUGAUGUGGAUGAUGAGGAGGUGGCUGAUGAGAUGGGAACAAAACUGGAUGAGAUACUAAAGGAUGAGCCAUGGAAACUUGGAUUCAGCAGGAUUAUGUAUAAGGAGUUGAACAUUCCUUAUUGUGAGGCAACAUGGGCUGCCUUCUGUCAGUGUGAACAUCUCCUCUGGAAGAUUCCUGUCUUGCAGAAGAAUGCAUUGAUUCUGUAUGAUCAGCUCAAGACACGCUGCAGACAGAUGGGACACACAUACGAAGAUCAAGAUGAAUUAGCUCGUUUGCUAUCCAAACACAUGUCCAUCGAGCAUGUUUGGCAAUCUCUUGAGUUUUUGAAAGAUCAGAAUGUAGUGAUACGGGAGAAAAAGCUGGUGUUUCUGCCUCAUCUUUACAAAUCUGAAAAAGACAUUGCAAUGUAUGUAGGUGACCUUCUGGCAAAACACACAUGGAAACUGGAUGUGGAUGUCAAAAAGAUACUUAGCAUUUCCGAGGCACCAGGAGAAACUGUAGAUAACAAAAUGAAUAUUACCCAGGCACGUGAAAUAGAGGAAAAUAAUCUAGACAGUCAUAAUGGUGAAAAUCACUUUCCCGAAAAGGAGGUGGGCUCUGUGUCUGGUAUCCAGAGUAAAGCAGAGGUAGACAAAGAUCAGGUGAUUGCUGUAGAAAAAAUUUGUUCUAAUCCUGUCACAAUCAUAAGUGGAAAAGGAGGCUGUGGGAAGAGUACAAUAGUUAGCUGCCUUUUUCGUCACUUAAAGCAAAUGGAAAAAGAAGUGGAAGCUGCUUCCAAGGUCUUUGAAGGAGACUUGGAUGCAUCUGAGGAAUGGAAUACAUUUGAUCACUACUGGGAACCAGAGAAUAUGUAUGCAAAAAAAUAUUUGAAUGUACUAUUCACUGCACCUACAGGGAGGGCAACAAGUCUUUUGAGAGAAAAAACGCAGCUUCCUGCAUAUACACUACAUCAGAUUAUCUAUAGUUUUAAGUCGUGGAGGCGGAGUGACCGAGAACAGCCGUGGAAAUUUUCUGCAGUUACAGUUCUCAUUGUGGAUGAAGGAAGUUUGGUGUCUGUACGCAUUCUUAGUUUAGUUUUGAAACUCUUGUGUGAGCAUGCUCAGCUUGCUAAGCUUGUUAUUCUAGGUGACACUAGACAGCUGCCAAGCAUAGAUCCAGGAAACAUGUUAGCUGAUAUCUUUGAGGGUCUAAAAUCAAGAGGCUUUUCUGUGGAACUGCGAACUAACCACAGAGCUGAAUCACAACUAAUUGUAGACAAUGCGUCAAGAAUCUCUCACCGGCAGCUUCCUGAAUUUGAUGAGGUGCUGAAAGUUUCUGCUUGGAAUGAGGAAAUGACAAUGCCAAUCCCAGAGAAGAAAUUUAUUUUUAUUGCUUUGCCUGCCGGCGGGAAUUGUCAGAAUUUACAAACUGCAAUAAAGAUUUUACUUAAAAAAGGGCCAGGAUUGGAGGAUGCCAAACAAUCACAAUUCAUUGCUUUCAGAAGGCAAGAUUGUGAUCUAAUAAAUGAACUUUGUUGCCAACACUACUCAGAUCAUUUAACCAGAGACCAUAAGAACAGAUUUCUGUUUCAAACUGGGGACAAGAUUGCCAGCACACGCAAUGUUUAUCUCAAGGAUCUCUUGGCCACCCGUGGUGUCAGAGAGGGUUCUAAUGGCCAGGAAUGCAGAAGUGGAGAAACCCCACUCACUGCAGAGUCUAAUGAGGAGGGCAAACGACUCUGCAAUGGAGAUAUAUUUUUCAUAACAGAGGAUGUAGAAAUUGAUAAGCAGCGCUUGCUGACCAUCAGCAGCACGGACGGCUCCACGUUCACUGUGAACUACACGGCACUGAGGAAGCUGUGUCACAUCAGGCAUGCCUGGGCCAGAACUAUUCACACAUUCCAGGGCUCGGAGGAGAGGACCGUGGUGUACGUGGUUGGCAACGCGGGCCGGCAGCACUGGCAGCACGUGUACACGGCCGUGACCAGGGGGCGCUGCCGCGUCUACAUCGUGGCUGAGGAGCUGCACCUGCGGAGAGCCGUGAAGAGCAAGGAGAUCGCCAGGAAAACGCGUUUGCAGAGGUUUCUGAGAGAGGCAAUUGCAGAAACAAACAACUGUCCCGAACAAAUGCCCUCCCCCCCGAAGAGGUGCUGGCGAAAUCAAGAGCUCGGGGCUCAGUCUGUUUCUGCUACUCAAGGUGCUCCUGACCCACCUGAACUUCAGAGUGACCUCAUGAUGCAGGAAGGGUCAUCAGCUCUCAGUAAAGAGAAGGUGGGCAGUCUGCAGCAAAGUCCAUGUAAAAGACAAAUUCCUGCACCUGAGGAUGCUACAGAAAUACCCCUGACAACAGUAGAAGAAUCCCCACUUGGAUCUUCCAGACUUAAGAAUCUAACACUGGGACAGCAAAUUCCCAGGAAACUCUUCAAAAGCUAACAGACAAUUAUUAAUUGGUCUUGGUAUGAACCUUUAUUGAACCUGCUGAAGAUUUUUGGGAUGGAGAUCCUGAAUGUUCAGGUGCCUUUUAAAGGAUUUCUUGGUUUUGCAUGUUCUGUGAAGAACAGCUUAUUUUAUGCUGAUGCUCUUAAAUUUUCAGUGAUCCAUUUUUAAUAGAUUCACUGGUAUACUGGUCAUCAGAAGUCAUGUAAUUCUUUCAUUUUGCUGAAGACUGAACUUACAGGUCUUUGAGGUUCCAGAUAUUCCCUUAAAAAAUACACAAGGAUGUAUUUUGGUUUAAAGACUCCUAGUUGUCCAUACCAAGAUUUAUCCAUCUCCAAAUGCUAUGAUAUUGAUGAGAUGCUCUUACUAUUGAUUCCUUGAGAAAAAAAAAACAGUUUACAAAGGGGUCUAGGUUUUUCUGAUAGCAGAUUUGUGGCCAUGAAACUUUGAUGGAUCAUGGGUUUUAAUCUUUUUAUAAGCAUAACAAGAAAGUUGCAAUCAGUGACAUAGAAAACUUUUUCUAUGAUGUAGAACUUGCCAUUGCUGCUUUAGCUAAUAGUUCUGUGCUGAUGAUGAUCUUGGUAAGAAAAGCAAAACUCCAAAUCAGAGCUGAAAUAACAUUCCACUUUUAGCUUUCUCAUGUGUGCUUUGGGACUUCUGCAUUGCAGUUUUGAAAUUAAUAAAUUGAAUGUUCAAUCAAACAUCAGACACAUUGUACUAAAAUGUGGACAACCUGCUUACCUUCAACAAUUUUUUCUUUUCACAUAUGGUAGGAAAAAGUAUACCACAAAUAUAAAAAUGGUAUUUUUUUCUAAAACUGUGGAAAAAAAAAAAUGGGAAAAAUAUGAAGUAGAAAAACUCUACCUCAUUUUUAAUGUCUUCAAAUCAC